Pocillopora verrucosa is the source of this 550-nucleotide messenger RNA. The record is from RefSeq and is a predicted model, not a curated record. Lineage: Eukaryota; Metazoa; Cnidaria; Anthozoa; Scleractinia; Pocilloporidae.
GUGUAACUAUGGCGGACAGUAGUGAGAACUAGUCAAUGAACUCGACAGAUUUGAGUAAUCCUUACCAAGAGCUUGGCGUUUCCGAAAACUCCAGCCACGAAGAAAUUAAACGAGCUUAUCAAAGACUUGUACUAAAGGUACACCCAGAUAAAUUGGAUGAAUCAUUAAGUCAAGAAGAUCGUGACGAAGCCUACAGGAGGUUUCUGGCCAUUGACAAGGCUUGGAAAAUCCUUAAUAACCAAGAAACAAGAGCAGACUGUGACAGGCAACUCAAAGAACAGGGUUUGUCACAAGAUUGGCCAGUAAGUGAUGAAGUAGAUUUGGAUGACAUGGAAUAUCAUGAAGAUACAGAGAGUUAUUCAAGUGUGUGUCGCUGCAGUGGAGAGUAUGUGAUAAGUGACAGUGAUUUGGAAAAUGGACACAACAUUGUAUGUUGUUCAAACUGCACCUUGAGCAUCAGAGUGCUAUACAAUGUGCUUUCAGAUGAUGCCAGUAAUGACCAGUAACAGAGCAGGGAGAAAAUUUAUAGAGAUAAUUUCUUGGUGGGCAA